UCGCUUGUGUAGUGUGUGGGCUGGGGUUAGUGGGGGCUCUUAUCUUAGCCGCACUUGGUCCGCACUUGGUCUCGGUGGGCUUUUGUGUCCGGCUUUUGCUUUGCUUUGUGUGUGGGAGUUUUUGCUUUGCUCUGCGGCGCUCCUCCCGGGCGGGAGCCGUGAGGCUCAGAGGCGACAGCGCGGUCCCCCCCGCCCCCGGGCAAGGAGCGAGCGCGCCGGCGUGAGCGGCGGGUGUGAAGGCUGCGGGGAAAGGGAUUCGUCGCGGAGAUGCCGGAGUUCCUGGAGGACCCCUCGGUCCUGACGAAAGAGAAGUUGAAGAGUGAGUUGGUCGCCAACAAUGUGACGCUCCCGGUCGGGGAGCAGCGCAAAGACGUAUACGUGCAGCUCUACCUGCAGCACCUCACGGCGCGCAACCGGCCGCCGCUCGCCGCGGGCGCCAACAGCAAAGGGCCUCCGGACUUCUCCAGCGACGAGGAGCGCGAGCCCACCCCAGUCCUCGGCUCCGGAGCCGCGGUCGCAGGCCGCAGCCGGGCCGCCGUCGGCAGGAAAGCCACAAAGAAAACUGAUAAACCCAGACUAGAAGAUAAAGAUGAUCUAGAUGUAACAGAGCUCACUAAUGAAGAUCUUUUGGAUCAGCUUGUGAAAUAUGGAGUGAAUCCUGGUCCUAUUGUGGGAACAACCAGAAAGCUAUAUGAGAAAAAACUGUUGAAACUGAGGGAACAGGGAACAGAGUCAAGAUCGUCAACUCCUCUGCCAACGAUUUCUUCAUCAGCAGAAAAUAUGAGACAGAAUGGAAGUAAUGACUCUGACAGAUACAGUGACAAUGAAGAAGACUCUAAAAUAGAGCUCAAGCUUGAGAAGAGAGAACCACUAAAGGGCAGAGCAAAGACUCCAGUAACACUCAAGCAAAGAAGAGUUGAACACAAUCAGAGCUAUUCUCAAGCUGGAAUAACUGAGACUGAAUGGACAAGUGGAUCUUCAAAAGGCGGACCUCUGCAGGCAUUAACUAGGGAAUCCACAAGAGGGUCAAGAAGAACUCCAAGGAAAAGGGUGGAAACUUCAGAGCAUUUUCGUAUAGAUGGUGCAAUAAUUUCAGAGAGUACUCCCAUAGCUGAAACUAUAAUGGCUUCAAGCAACGAAACCUUAGUUGUCAAUAGGGUGACUGGAAAUUUCAAGCAUGCAGCUCCUAUUCUGCCAAUCACUGAAUUCUCAGACAUACCCAGAAGAACACCAAAGAAACCAUUGACAAGAGCUGAAGUGGGAGAAAAAACAGAGGAAAGAAGAAUAGAAAGGGAUAUUCUUAAGGAAAUGUUUCCCUUUGAAGCAUCUACACCAACAGGAAUUAGUGCUAGUUGCCGCAGACCAAUCAAAGGGGCUGCCGGCCGGCCAUUAGAACUCAGUGAUUUCAGGAUGGAAGAAUCUUUUUCAUCUAAAUAUGUUCCUAAAUAUGUUCCCUUGGCAGAUGUCAAGUCAGAAAAGACAAAAAAGGGACGCUCUAUUCCCAUGUGGAUAAAAAUUUUGCUGUUUGUUAUUGUGGCCAUUUUUUUGUUUUUGGUCUAUCAAGCUAUGGAAACCAACCAAGGAAAUCCAUUCAUUAAUUUUCUUUCUAAUAGCUCUGUAAAAUCCAACUGAAUGAUAUCUCUUUGGCACACACUCAAUUUGGUCUCCUUAUUUUUUCUAAUAACUGUAUAAAAAAAAUUUGUGUAUACUUGUUGACUUGAGAACUAAAAAUAAUGUGAUUUCACCUGAAUAAAUGUGGUAUUCCAUUGAAAAGCAAAGCAGGAUAUAUAAAUGGACUUCAUUUAAAUGUUUUGGACUUUGGACUAGUAGGAGAUCACCUCGUGCCAUAUAAUAAUCUUUUUUAGCUCUGGAACUUUUUUGUAGGCUUUAUUUUUUUAAUGUGGACAUCUUAUUUCACUUUUGAGAAAAAUGUAUAUUGUUUUUGUGUAUUUGGGAAACAAGAAGGGCAAAACAUGAUAGUGUAAUGUGAAGCUACACAUUUAAAUACUUUGAAUUCUUACAGAAAAGAUUUUAAGAAUUCUCUGCUGUAUAAAAACUUUAGAGAUAUGUGAAACAUGAAAUUCGGUAAGAAAAAACAUAACUUGGGUUGUACUUUUUGUAAUUGCCAUAGGUUUGAUGUGUUUAUGGGGGAACAUACAGCAAUAAUCUCUUCUGUAACUUUUAUUAAUAGUAAUUAUUAUAGCCCUAUUGUACUCACUUUUUAAAAGAUUUCUAGUAUCAUGAAUGUCCUACUUCAGUAAGACCCAUUUAAAUGCUGUUGAUAUUUUAGCAGGGAUCUUUAGCGCAACAUACACGUUUUAGAGAACUGUUAGCUGGCUGUACAUGUUUUUAGAAACUGUUUAGCUAGCUAUAAGGCUGUAAUUGGAAACCUGUACUUUUUAUUUACAGCGAGACAUUCUGUCCAAAUAUUUCUUAGAUAAAUAAGUGUGUGUCUGUUUAGAAGUUAGAAACUUUAAACACUGGUCUUAGGUUCCAUUUGGGUUUAUUAUUGCAUUGUCUUCUGUUAACCAAAAACAAAAUUUGCCUGGUUUUUUUUUGCCCAAUUAUUUCCCAACAAAAUUUGAUUUAAGUGCAGAAAGUAUUUACUUUGAAAUGACAUAGUAAACUUUUCUUAGAUACAAAGUAGUUAAUACAUAAAUUUGUAAACUUUGAAUAUGAAGUGGGCAUUAUGAUUUUUGUAUACUCUUGAAAUGGUUAACUUAUCUUUGUGGUUGAUUUAUUUUAUUUUUUAGCUAAAACUUACCUCAUGUAUAACUUGGUUAAGUAAAAUAAUAGGUAAUUGAAAUUUUAGUAGAAUCAAGUAAAACAAAAAUUCAUUUCAAUUUCAACUUCACAGUCAUUGACCAUAAAGCACACUAAAGUUGUAAGUUAUUUUAAAUAUCAUCUGGAAUAAAAAGAUACUUUUAAAGUAAAAAGCUUAAUAUGUAUAUUUAGACCACACAAUUUUGAUUUCAUUAGCUGUAUUCUGAUAUUUAGCUUCUAAAUAUUUUGUAGACAUUUUUCACUUACUUUACAGUUGAUCGGAAACAUUUGGUAGGUUUGGUCCCACAGGGGAGUGGAAAACUUACUCCUAGAUCAGAAAUGCUUGCCUCUUUGAGUAAAAGUGUUUCUUUGAAAUGAGCCACAGAGGGGGCACAUUUUACUCAUCUUUUCUACAGUACAGUAAUAGCAGUCUAGUUUUUCUUGUUUCUAAACUUUGCUUCCCAUAUAGUUUUCAAUCUUUUUUUUAUUAGAAAUUGUGAGAAACUACAUUUAAUGAUUAAAAAUAUGGGAAGAUAAUCAAACUUAUAUGUGUGUAAGAUCAGUUUUCUAAUAGGAAAGGUAUGGUCCAAAAUAGUAAAAAGUAGGACCAGGUAAAAUAUUUAGUCUUUUUUUUUUUUUUUUUUUUUUUUUUUAUGUGUACUUGGUCUUUUGUCUGUGUCUGUUUUAUUCCACUAGAAUAAAUGUGUCCUUGAUGUAAAUGCAAAGCAUUUCUUCCUGAUUAAAUUGUAGAUGUAGACUUUACAAUAUAAUUCAAUAAUAAAAAAGUAAUUAACCUCUAGUUUUGUCAUUGUAGUAAAUGCUUUUUAGAUAGCACAAACUAUAAGAUGCCUGAUAACAUUUCUUAUGUGAUGUUUAUGGAUUGUCGAGUUUUAGUUCUUGUUUCAGUUUGCUCCUUAAUGUUUUGCUUCUAAUCAUUUCAUAAUCAGCUCCUCAUUUGUUCACGGGUAAGCAGUGUAUAGCCAUUACACUCACAGAAUGAUACAGGGAAGCUUCCAGAGGCACCUCCCCAACUCUACAAUAUAGUGAUAUAGAACAAUAUAACAUCCUUUUCUUAGUACUUAAUUUCUGACACUCAUUGUUAGUCUUGCUUUGAGAUGAAGCAAAGAUGUUGCCAAGGUGUAGUUAGCAUGGAGCUGUGACCAUAAGAUGAAAGUUCUCUCUCCAUUUAUGUGUUCCCCAAAGGUGAUUUUAUUUAGUGAUUUUUAAAGUAAUACACACACAUACAUAUACAUACUAUAAUUAGUACAUAGCAUUAAAGGCUUACCAUGCUUAUUAGAUGCAUACCAUGUGCUAGAUACUGUUUUAUGCACUUGAUAGAUAUUGACUUAAUCCUUAUGGUAAUCCUAUGAAGUAGAUAUUUUCUUACUCUCUCAUUACAAAUGAAGAAAUUAAUGCUCAGAGGGGUUAAGAAAUUUGCUGAAGUUUGAACAGCCGGGAUGUGAUUACAUAUGAUAAUUGGUCUGAUUACAUAUAAUAUGGCAGAGGGGAUAUGAAAGACUAACACUCUACAUACACACUGUAUACCAGUUUUUCUUGUUCAGCCUUGCUUCUUCUACAGUUUUGGUGCCUCUAAGUUGCAAACUUCAUUAGGGAUUCUUUAAGCUUCACUUCUAGUUUUAAUCUUUCUCUGCAGCCAUUUAAGUUUCAUUCCCUUUUACUUUAAAAAAAAUAAAUUUGACAUAAUACAUUGUAUAAAUUUAAUGUGUAUGUGUUAUUUUUAUACAUUUAUAUAUUGUAAUAUGCUUGCUGUUGUAGUGAUUUAUCACAUUAUGUAAUUAUGGUGCAGUAUGGUUGUUUAUACUGAAGACCAAGCGUUCUUCAUAAAUAAUAGAAUAUUCAAAGUCCAAAGUUUGCUGAAAAUUAUUUUUAGUUUGGCAUCAUAAUCAUAGUACCUUAAAAUACAUUGAUCAGUAUCACCUUAUCUUAUCAUGAAUUGUAUACCAACUUUUAAUUGCACUUUCUCCUUAAAUUUAAAACAAAGAUCUCAGGGGUGCCUGACUGGCUCAGUUGGAAUUGCAUGUGACUCGAUCUCAGGGGUUGUGAGCUCAAGCUCCACGUUGAAUGUACAGAUUACUUAAAUAAACUUAAGACUUCAAAUAAAAGACUUUUUUUAAAUAAAAGACUUCAAAGUAACUCUUGCGAUUAAAUUAUAUUAAUUUCCUUACAUAUUUUCUGAUUUAUAUUUAUUUGCACACCCCAUUUUUUAAGUUUCAUUUUCUUGUUUUUUGUUUUUUUUAGGUUUUAUGUAUUUAGUUUGAGAGAGAGAAAGCGAGGAUGGGUGGGGUGGAGGGAAAGAGAGACAAUCCCAAGCAGGCUCCACACUGAUAGUGUGGGCUCAGUCACGACUGUGAGACCACAACCUGAGCCAGAGUCUGACACUUAACCAAGACUGAGCCACCCAGACACCCCUUCUGUUUUUUUUUAAGUUUAUUUAUUUAUUUUGGAGAAGGAGAGCAUGAAAGAGGCAGAGAGAGGGAGACAGAAUUCCAAGCAAGCUCUGUACCAUCAGUGUGGGGCUCAAACUCAUGAACUGAGAUCAUGACCUGAGCGGAAGUCAGAUGCUUAACCACCUGAACCACCCAGGGGCCCACAUUUUUUUAAAUUAAUUGUUUAUUAUUUUUGAGAGAGAGUGCACAAGUGGGGGAGGAGUAGAGAGAGAAGGAGAUGCAGAAUCUGAAGCAGGCUCCAGGCUCUGAGCCGUCAGCAGAGUCUGAUGGGCUCAAACCCAUAAACUGCGAGAUCAUGAUUUCAGCCAAAGUGGGAUGCUUAACUGACUGAGUCACCUAGGUGCCCCAAUAUUUAGUUUUGAAAGAGAGAGAGCAGGGGAGGGGCAGAGAAAGAGGGAGACACAGAAUCUGAAGAGGCUCCAGGCUCUGAGCCGUCAGCACAGAGCCUGACACGGGACUCGAACCCACGAACCAUAAGAGCAUGACCUGAGCCAAAAGUUGGACACUUAACUGACUGAACCACCCAGGCACCCACAUUUUCUUUUCUUUUCUUUUUUUUUUAAAUUUUAAUUAUGGUAUAGUUAAUAGUUUGAGGUGUACAAUAUAGUGAUUUGAUAGUUUUAUGCCUUCUCAGUGGUCAUCAAGAUAAGUUUACUCAUGGAGUUCCUGGGUGGCUCAGUUAAGCAUCCAACUUGAUUUUAGCUCAGGUCAUGAUCUUGCGCUUUGUAGGGUUGAGCCCCAUGUCAGGCUCUGUGCUGACAGCGUGGAGCCUGCUUGGGAAAUAUCAGUGUACUCUUAAUUCCUUUCACCUAUUUCACCCAUCCCCUACCCACCCACUCUGGGAACCAUCUGCUUGUUCUCUGUGGUUAAGAGUCUAAUUUUUGGUUUAUUUUUCCCUUGUUGAUUUCCUAAAUUCCACAUAUGAAUGAAAUCCUAUGGUAUUUAUCUUUGACUUUCAUUUAGCAUUUUUUGACAUUCACUUUUUUCACAUUUUUUACUUUGACAUAGCAUUAUACUCUAGAUCCAUCCAUUUGUUGCAAAUGUUAAGAUUUCAUUCUUUUCUAUAGUUGAAUAAUAUUCCAGUGUGUAUGUGUGCGUGUGCACACACUACAUAUAUAUACACACCACAUCAUCUUUAUCCAUUUAUGUAUCAGUGGACACUUGGGCUGAUUCCAUAAUUUGACUAUUGUAAGUCAUGUUGUGGGGUGCCUGGGUGCUCAGUUGGUUAAGUGUCCAACUCUUGAUUUCAGCUCAGGUCAUGAUCUCUUGGUCAUGAUUGAGCCCCACAUUGGGCUCUGUGCUGAGCUGAGCGUGGAGCCCGAUUAAGAUUCUCUCCCUCUACCCUUUAAGUUUAUUUAUUUUGAGAGAGACAGCACUAACAGGGAAGGGGCAAGGAGUGAGAGGUGGAAAGAAUGAAUCCCAAGCAGACUCUGCACUGUCACUGCAGCCCCACCUGGGGCUCAAACUCAUGAACCCACAAACUGUGAGAUCAUGAUCUAAGGUAAAAUCAAGAGUCAGAUGGGGCGCCUGGGUGGCUUGGUCGGUUAAGCAUCCGACUUCGGCUCAGGUCAUGAUCUCACGGUCCGUGAGUUCGAGCCCCGCGUCGGGCUCUGUGCUGACAGCUCAGAGCCUGGAGCCUGCUUCCGAUUCUGUGUCUCCCUCUCUGACCCUCCCCCAUUCAUGCUCUGUCUCUCUCUGUCUCAAAAAUAAAUAAACGUUAAAAAAUUAAAAAAAAAAAAAAAGAGUCAGACACUCAACCAACUGAGCUGCUCAGGCACCCCACUGAGUUUUUUGAUUUAGCCAUUCAGACAGGUGUGAAGUGCUAUCAUUGUGGUUUGGGAUGCCUUUCUGUGAUGAUGAGUGAGUGAUGAUGAACAUCUUUUCAUGUGUCUGUUGUCUAUGUCUUUGAAGAGAUGUCUGUUCACGUCUUCUGCCCAUUUUUAAUUCGAUUACUUGGUUUUUUUCAUAAUGAGUUGUAUAAGCUCUUUAUAUAUUUUUGAUGCUAACCCUUUAUCAGGUAAUGUCAUUUGCAAAUAUCUUCUAUCAGUAGGUUGUCUUUUGUUGAUUGUUUCUUCUGUUGUGCAGAAGCUUUUUAUUUUGUUGUCCCAAUAGUUUAUUUUUGCUUUUGUUUCCCUUGCCUCAGGAGACACCUAGAAAAGUGUUUCUGUGGCUGAUGUCAGUGAAAUUACUGCUUGUGCUCUCUUCUAGGAUUUUUAUGGCUUCAGGUUUCACAGUUAGGUCCUUAAUCCAUUUUGAGUUUAUGUACAGGGUAAGAAAGUGGUCCAGUUUUAUUCUUUUGCAUAUGACUAUCCCGUUUUCCCAGCACUAUUUGUUGAGACUUUUUCCCAUUGCAUAUUUUUGCCUUUUUUGUUGAAGAUUUUCUAUUUCUUAAUCUUUUCCAUUUUCAUACUGGGUUUUGAAAUAUAUUGUCUUUGACAUCUCACUUCUCCCGGUUUUCAUCAUUGUAAACAUUUUUAAAUUCCCUUCAGUAAUAGAGUCUCAACAGAAAGUGGCAACUUGAUCAGUCUUUCACCUUGAAUUAGCAGUCACAGAGUGCUUUUCAAAGUUUAUAUACCAUCUUCCUCUCACAAAGAUUUGGGAAGGAGGUAGAGAAGGAGACCCCCAAGUUUUGAGUGCAGGGUGACUCCCAACAGAUCAAUUCUGUUUUGUUCUGGUAUAGAAUCGUGAGUUUAACUGACAUUUGAUGGCAUUUAUGCUACAUGUACAGUGGGUUUUUUUGUUGUUGUUGUUUAAUGUUUAUUUAUUUUUGAGAGAGAGAGGGAGACACAGAAUCUGAAGCAGGCUCCAGGCUCUGAGCUGUCAGCACAGAGCCUGAUGCAGGGCUGGAACUCAUGAACCAUGAGAUCAUGACCUGAGCCGAAGUCAGAUGCUUAGCCAACUGAGCCACCCAGGCGCCCCAACAUUCACAGUAUUUUUAAAUUGAUUAUAAAAUUUUAUCACCUACUUCAGCAAAUAUUUAUUUGAUGCCUCUGUGUCGGGUAUAAUUUUUGGCUUGCAGGAUGCAGUUUUAGAAAUGUCUUUGAACUUGUCUUAGGCACUCUUAUGAGAAGUAGUUUUUUUUUUAAUGUUUUAAUUUUUUUUUUUUUUUUUUUUUUUUUUUUUUUUUUUUUUUUUUUUUUUUGAGAGAGACAGCAUGAGCGGGAGAGGGGCAGAGAGAGAGGGAGACAUAGAAUCUGAAGCAGGCUCCAGCCUCUGAGCUGUCAGCACAGAGCCUGAUGCGGGGCUCAAACUCACAAACCACAAGAUCAUGACCUGAGCCAAAGCCAGCUGCUUAACCAACUGAACCACUCUGGAGCCCUGAAAAGUAGUUUUAAAAAAGAAGAAAAAAAACCAUUUGACUGUUUCAACUAAUAGCAAUAUAGGUUUAUCAGCAGUUUCAAUAUUUAUUGUUGCCUAUUUUCUUUACCUAAUUGAAGGACAUUAGUAAUGUUUAACCUUUGUAAGUCAAAGGACCAAAAAUUUGUCAGAGCUUAUUGGGAAUAAAUUAUGAAAAUACAAUUCUUUUUUUUUUUUUCAUUAUUUUUAAUGUUUAUUUUUUGAGAGAGAGAGAGAGAGAGUGCAAGAGUGGUAGGGCAGAGAGAGAGGGAGACACAGAAUCCAAAGCAGGCUCCAGGCUCUGAGCUGUCGGCACAGAGCCCGACGUGGGACUUGAACUCACAGACUGCAAGAUCAUGACCUGAGCCAAAGUUGGAAGCUUAACUCACUGAGCCACCCAGGUGCCCCUAAGAAAAUAGAAUUCUAAUCAAAUGUUUUUAUACUAAAUCACUAUGGACUUUAUUGUCCAGGAUUUAAAAUAUUGAUCUUGUGACUGAAUAAUUUGAAAUUGUGAGGCAGUGUAAAAUGUAUCUGUUUUGUCUUAGUAACAGAAAUUAGCAUAUCAUGGUUAUGGCUUAAUUAGAAGAAAUAAGUUGUCUGUUAGUAUGUAACCUCAAGACUUAGCAACUUAAGACAAUUUUUGCCAUUUGUAUGGGUCAGAAAUCAGGGAGUGACUUGGUUGUGUGGUUUCAUGACUUUGUAGUUAGAGCUGCAGUAUCAUCUAAAAGCUUGAUUAGGGCAGAAUCUUACUCAAGCUCACAGGAUAGUGGGUAGGCCUGAGGUUCCUUACUGAGUUCCUCCAGCUGUUGGGUGAAGACAUCAAAGGUUACCUGAGUGCCCUCAUGCUGUGGCCGCUGACUUCUCCCACAGCAAUCCAAGAGAGACGGUGCACCCAUGAUUGAAACCACAGUAUUAACAUAACCUAGUCUUGGAAAUGACACACCAUCACUUUUUUCUAUAUAUUCUGUUGGUCUUACAGAGAAGUGAAAAUACAGAGAAAGUAUUAACAAAAGAGUGAGGACCAAGAGGCAGGGGUGAUUAGGGUGCAUCCUGUAUGGUUUGGCUACCACAACUGUCUUAAACUGACAAGUUAUAUGAAUAUUUAACUUGGUCAUUUGGAGACUGUUAAAUACUGCUUUGGAAUUCAUAUUGACGUUUUCUUUGUUCAGUUUCAUAUGUUCAUCAUUCCAAAAAUUGAUUAUAAAAUUAAAUGAAUGAAUAGCAAUAAGGCUGGAGAGAGAAGUAGAUUUAUCACUCAGAGGUAAAUUCAAUAGACUUGAUUAAUAAGAUGGUCAGAGAGGACUAAAAUUACCUAGAAAUGUUUUACUUGGUUGGCCUAGUGGAAGGUGGUGCCAGUCACUGAAAGAAUUCUAAAAGAAUACUAAAUAUAGGAAGAAGAUAGAUUUUGGGUUUGAAUAUACUGAAUUUGAUAACCCUAUGAGAAAUACUAGCAUCUAACACAAUACUUGACACGUAGUAAGCACUCAGAUACUAUAGGAAUAAAUCUAGAUGAAGAUCAUCUGUUGGCAGUUAGGAUCUGAAGCUUAGAGAAAUUAGGAAUAGUUGGGGGUCCAUAGAAAGUGAUAAAUUCUGGGGCACCUGGGUGGCUCGGUCGGUUGAGCGUCCGACUUUGGCUCAGGUAAUGAUCUCUUGGUCUGUGAGUUCGAGUCCCGCGUUGGGCUUUGUGCCGACAGCUCAGAGUCUGGAGCCUGCUUCAGAUCCUAUGUCUGCGUCACCCCUGCUCAUGCUCUGUCUCUCUUCGUCUUUCAAAAUUGAAUAAAUGCUAAAAAAAUUUUUAAAAGAAAAGAAAGUGAUAAAUUCCAAGUGAUGGGAAUGUAAUAUCCACAGAUGUGGAAGUGUGAAAGAGCUAAGGAUGAUUAUCCAUAUUUAAGGAAUGGAAUGAAUGAUGAAGGAAGACUAGGAGCAUGCAGUUGUCACUGAAAAGAGCAUUUUUUAAAAUUUUUAUUUAAAUCCAAGUUAGUUAACAUAUAGUGUAGUAAUCGUUUCAGGAGAAUUUAGUGAUUCAUCACUUACAUAUAACACCCAGUGUUCACCCCUCCAGCAAUGUUCAGUUUGAUUUAAGAAUCUGAAGAGAGCAUUUUAAGAAGAGUAGGUCCAUAGUAAUGUGGAGUAAAUAUGGGCAGAGAAAUGAUGUCUACUAAAUUUACCAUCAGAUGACUUUGGUGAAAAUUUCAGUGUUAUGGCAGGAGCAGAAGUGUAGAUAGUUCUAAGAAUAGUGCGCAGUGGCUUGAGACUUGGCAAUAUGUUAAGGAAGGGCUUUGGUUUGUGCCUAAAAUGAGACUAUACAGCCCCACACAGUUCAAGAAACAGUAUUACCAAUCCCCCCCCCGCCCCAGACUCCUCUCCCUUCUAGUUUCUAUGCCUCCCCAACACCCCACCUAGAGUAACCACUGUGCUAACAACAUGGAUUUUUUUGUUGUUGCUUUGUAAAUAAAGUCAUACAUUAAUUAUAUGUACUCCUUUGGAUUUCACUUAACAUUGUGAGAUUAAUCCAUAUAAUUAUAUGUAGUGGUAGGUUGUUUAUUGUCAUUGGUAUGUUGCAUUUAAUUGUAUGGAUAUAGUAUAAUUUAUCCAUUUAACUUUUAAUGGGUAUUUGGGUUGUUCCAAGGUUUUGGCUAUUACCAAAAAAUGCUGCCAUGAACAUUUCUUUGUAUCCUUUGGUGGAUACAUAUAUAUGUAUUUCUGUCUAUUGGGUUAUAGAGUCUGCUUAUGUGCCAAUGACAACUUUCAUAUUGAUUUGUAGUUCUUUAAUUUUUUUUUUUAAUGUUUAUUUAUUUUUGAGACAGAGAGAGACAGAGCAUGAAUGGGGGAGGGUCACAGAGAGAAGGAGACACAGAAUCUGAAACAGGCUCCAGGCUCUGAGCUGUCAGCACAGAGCCCGACGCGGGGCUCGAACCCACGAACCGUGAGAUCGUGACCUGAGCCGAAGUCAGACGCUUAACCGACGGAGCCACCCAGGCGCCCCGAUUUGUAGUUCUUAAAUGUUCUGGAUACUAGCCCUUUGUCAGCAUACCGGAUUCUAGUCAGGAGGCAGAAAUGACAUCAGUUAUUUGAACAGAAAUAAUUUAAAGAAUGACUAACCAGAGGCACCUGGCUAUCUCAGUAGAGUUUGUGACUCUUGAUCUCAGGGUUGUGAGUUUGAGCCCCACAAUGGGGACAGAAAUUACUUCUAAAAAAAUUACUAACCAGUCAUAAAAUUAUGAGCUAGGUAACUGAAAAGGUAACAAGAAUUUUGAGAUAAUAUGGAUAUGGCAAUUGCAGCAGAAAUAUAUGUAUCACUUCAUAAUUCAUUCAUGCAUUUGUCAGUGAAAGGAUGGUUUUUAAAAAUAAAUAUAGAGGGGGCACUUGGUGGCUCAGUCGGUUAAGCAUCCAACUCUUGAUUUCAGCUCAGGUCAUGAUAUCAUGGUUUGUGGGAUCGAGCCCCAUGUUGGGCUCCAUGCUGUCAGUGCAGAGACUGCUUGGGAUUCGCUCUCUCCCUAUCUGCCCCUCCCCUGCUCACUCACGUGCUCUCUCUCUCUCUCUCUCAAAAUAAACGCUUAAAAAAAUUUUUUUUUAAUGUUUAUUUUUGAGAGACAGAGAAAGAGAACGAGAAGGGGAGGGGCAGAGAAAGAGGGAGACACAGAAUCUGAAGCAGGCUCCAGGCUCCGAGGUGUCAGCAUAGAGCCCAACACAGGGCUCGAACGCACGAACGGUGAGAUCAUGACCUGAGCCAAAGUCUGACGCUCAAUCGACUGAGCCACGCAGGCGCCCCAAUAAACAUUUUUUAAAAAAUAACAAAUAUAGGGAAUAGUCAGUGACAUUGUAAUAGUGUUGUAUGAUGACAGACAGUAGCUACACUUGAGCUAACUUAGCAUACAUAUGGACUUGUGUUGUACAUCUAAAACUAAUGUAACGCUGUGUCAACUAUAAAAAACAUGCCUUAGAAGAAAGUUCCCCAGUGGGAUUUCAGAUACAAUAAAAUAUUCUCUCACCCAAGCAUCAACAGAACCACAUGGUAUUGUGUUCAGCACAUCACAAAGCCUUUUAACACUUCUGUUAGAGUCAUUGAAGGUAUUCACAAAUACAGACCCAGACAUGCAGUGUAGUUUUAUGCUUCUGAAGUUCAGUUGGCUGGUCCUACACGCCCAUUAUGCUAUUUCAGCAAAUACAAGCUAGUCAUUGCCAAGUAAAAAAAAACAAAAACAAAAAAAGUGUCAGAGAAAUAAGAUCUCUACAUAGGAAAAACUUAACCCCUAACUCCUAUUAUGCACAAAAAAUUAAUUUGAGGUGGAUCAUUGACCUAAAUGUGAAAGUUAAGUCAAGCUCCAAAAAAAAAAAAAAAAAAAAAAAAAAAAGGUAACAUCUUGACCUUAGAGUUGGCAAACAUUUUAAAAAUAGGAUCCAAAAAGCACUGACCAAUUUAAGAAGUAUAAAUCAAAAAGACCUUGCUAAAAAGUAAACGAAUGAAAGAAUGGCAGGAGAUGUUCUGGAUACAUGUAUUUAAAAGUCCCACAAAUCAGUAAGAAAAAGACAACCCAAAUGAAAACUAACAAAACUUGAAAAGCCCUUAAAAAAGGAAUAUCCAAAUAAGCAUUUGAAAAUGUUGAAGGCUGACGACAUCAAGUGUGAGCCCGCUAAUGGAGCAACUAGAACUGCAGCACAAUGACUAUUUGGCAUACUAUCUGGUAGUACUGUAGAAUGCUAAAUGAUGUAGCAGUUCCAGAGCUGGAAGUUUCCUCCAUGGACUGCACAGCUCCCACAGGUGCUUUUCUAGCCUGGACACUCCUCCCCAGGUACUCCUCUGGUUCAGGUGCAGACCAUCUCCAGCGCUAGCUAUUCUUUUGACAGGACUCUGCUCCAGGGCUGCCUGGCAUCUGGGGGUCUCCUUGGAGCUAAAGCUGUUCUGGUAGAAGCUGAGGUCACUGAUGUCUUCAGCUGCCUCCAUGAGUGAGGCAAACCAAGGCAUCGUGGGACCCUCAGAGCCUGGGCAUGGCCUAUGCGGGUAGGCGUGCUGGGGGUUGUGGUCCUCUCGUUUCACUUGCUGCCAAGUGCCACCUCUGCCACAAAUACUGUGCCAGCUACCAGCACUGCCUGCUGCCCAGGACAGGAAAGGGGGUCUGCCUGGAGGUGGGUGAAGACGAGGAUGAUGGCUCAUCGAGGACAAUUACAUUCAGCUUGGGGCUGGUGGGCAGGGGACAGAGGGUAGCAGGGACCAGUUUUCCUUCUUGAUCCCUGAUCUUCAGACACCCCACCUACCCAUACCUGAUAGCUUGAGGAUAGUGGAUACUACAUGGGGGCCACGAGCCUCAGGGACAGAGGUAUCUAGGACUUAAGGGCUAACCAGGGCAGGGCAAUCUUCCCUUCCCUGACACUAGCUACUAAAGUGACAAAUCUCUUGCUCAAUAACCCGCAGUGGCUCCUUGCUGUUCUCAGGACAACUACCAAGGCCCAGCUAGGGGAAAUAAGGCCUCUGUCAGCCUCUUGGUUCCCUUUCUUUGAGUUUCCCAACUUCACUCCCUCCCUAAACUACAUGGUGUUUCUCCAUGCACUUUUUGUUCACACUCUCUUCCCAGCCUAUACUGUCCUUCUGUCCUCGCAAAUCCUCUAUGACAGUGAUGAAGAUCCCUGGCCAAUAGACCCCUUAUAGCCCACCUAUCUGCCAGCAUUUCAGAUGUGCCCAGAUGAUAACAUUUUAGCAGGUGAAAAACAAUGUGCCAAGUUUCGUACUGAAAUUUUUUCUUAUCAGUAAAGUGAACAAUCUAAAUGGUUACACUCUAUUACAUUUUUCACGGGUAUUAAUCUAUUUUCAAAAACAAUCUUUUCAUUUAAAAUUCUUUUAUUUUUGAGAGAGAGACAGAGAGACAGAAAACCAGUGGGGGAGGGGCAGUGAGAGAGGGAGACAGAAUCUGAAACAGGCUCCAGGCUCUGAGCUGUCAGCACAGGGCCCGAUGUGGGGCCUGAACUCACGAACCGUGAGAUCAUGACCUGAGCCGAAGUCAGACACACAACUGACUGAGCCACCCAGGCACCUCUAUUUUCAUUUUAAAUGAAAGUAAGAAAAAAUUAAUAAAUGAUGUAGCAAUUCCAUUCAGGUAUUUACCCAUGAAGCAUGAAAACAUCCACCAAAAAAUACUAGCUUCAUUGGUAGAUGCCUGUAAUAGUUUUUAUUCAUAAUAUCUCCCCUAGGAUAUAGUUCACAUGUCUGUCAACAGAGAAUAGGUAAAUGUAGAAUGCACAUAGUGGACUAUCAGAUAGCAAUAAGUAAUCUACAGUUUCAUGUAACAAUGUGGAUGAAUGGCCCAGACAUCAUGUUGAAUGGAACAAGCCUGGGACUCCCUUAAUAUGUGAAUGGUUAAACCAUUCAUACCACGGAAUCCUUGGCAAUAAAAAAAUACAGACUAUUGCACAAUUUGUAUGGAACUCAAGAGAUCAUGCUGAGUGAAAAGACAAUCUCAAAAGGUCUUAUACUAUGUGAUUCAAUUUAUGUAACACUAUAAAUGACAAAAUUGUAGAGAUGGAAAAUAGGUUAGUAGUCACCUAGUGUUGGGGAGACUGCUGGGGGAGAGUGAGUGAGUGUGACUGAAGGCUCAAGGAAGAUAUCUGUGGUGACGGAAUACCAAUGUUUCUUGACUGCAGUGGUGAGUCGACACAUCUACACGUGUGAUGAGGUGUUCUUACUGGGCAUUUGUAUAUUGUCUUUUAUGAACUGUUUGUUUAAAUCUUUUGCCCAUUUGGGGGGUUGUUUUCUUACUGAGUUGUAGGAGCUGUUUAUGUAUUCUCAAUGCUUCCCUAUGUUGUUUUAAGCAACUAAGUUUUAUAUUUCUUUUACUGUAUAACAGUUGAUAACUGAUAUGUAUAGAACACCUCAUUACAACAAAGACAGAAUGCAUGUUGCUUUAAUUUUCUAUUGCUACCAUAACAAAUAACCAUAAAUUUAGCAACUUAAAACAAUAGCUAUUGUUUAAACAACUUAAAACAAUAGCUAUUGAGCACCGCUGGCUCAGUCCAUAGAGCAUGUGACUCUUGAUCUCAGGUCAUGAGUUUGAGCCCCACAUUGGAUGCAGAGAUUACUUAAACAAAAAUAGCCAUUUAUUAUUUCAGUUUCCAUGAGUCAGAAGUAUGGGCACAGCGUGGCCCAGGCUGAGUUCUCUGCUUAGGGUCUCAGAACACCAAAAUCAAGGAUUCAGUAGGGGAAGUCUCUGGGGAAGAAUCCACAUCCAAAUACCUUCAAGAUUGUGGCAGGAUUCAAUUUCUUACGCUUUGCACCUGGCCCGUCUUCAUCCUCAAGCCAGCAAAGACUGCUGAGUCCUCACAUUUUGACUCUGCCUUGUUCUGCUUUCAAGGGCUCAUGUGAUGAUAGGCCUAUUUGGAUAAUUCAGGAUGAUCUCCCUAUUUUAAUCAUUAUAUCUUCAAAGUCCCUUUGUCAUAUAAUGUAACAUAUCCACAAAUUAACACGAGGAGGUGAAGGAGGAGUCAAAAUUCUGCCUAUUGUACAUGUUCUUUUCAACUGGAACUGGAACAUUAAUCAAAAUUGACCAUAAUGUUGGGCCAUAAAACAAAAAAACCUCAAAGUUUUAAAAGACUGAAAUAUUUCAUAGCAUAUUCUCUGACUAUAGUGCAUUUGAGCUAGAAAUCAAUAAAGAACAGUACUGAGAAAAUCUGUUAUUGGAAAUUAAACAAUGUACUUUCAAAUAACUUAUGAAUCAAAAAAGGGUACAAUAGAAAUUAGAAAAUUUUUGACCUGAGUGAUGUUAAAGAUAUAACUAGGAAAACUUGUGAGGUAUAAUCAGUGAUUAGGUAAAAUUUUGAAAGCUUUCCAUUUGAAACCAAGAAUUAAGACAAUGUCUACCAUCAUCAUUUUUAUUCAUCAUUGCACUGGAGUUCUUAAAUAACAAGAAGGCAGAAUAAAUAAAAA
Messenger RNA from Panthera uncia (snow leopard), 16482 nucleotides. It is a transcript of the gene TMPO, whose product is annotated as thymopoietin. Lineage: Eukaryota; Metazoa; Chordata; Mammalia; Carnivora; Felidae. Gene Ontology annotation, molecular function: DNA binding. The transcript has 9 exons. The record is from RefSeq and is a predicted model, not a curated record. Bases 268 to 1632 code for a protein of 454 amino acids.